Benincasa hispida (wax gourd) is the source of this 2726-nucleotide messenger RNA. It is a transcript of the gene BAM5, whose product is annotated as beta-amylase 5. The record is from RefSeq and is a predicted model, not a curated record. Gene Ontology annotation, molecular function: beta-amylase activity. Gene Ontology annotation, biological process: polysaccharide catabolic process. Lineage: Eukaryota; Viridiplantae; Streptophyta; Magnoliopsida; Cucurbitales; Cucurbitaceae.
GAAAGUGGCUAAGCUUGAAAAAGGAUCAAGUUUCUCUCUUAACUAGUGACAAUAGCUCUUAAAGCAUGGUUAACUUUAUGUAAUAAAAGUGAAAUCAACUUGUCUAUAUAAAAUAAUCUAAGAGCUCAAAGAUUCAAAUCUUCAAGUUCCACAUGUACUAAAUAAAAAAGAAAGAGAAAAAAUCGAAAUGUUUACCUCAAGGGAUUGGUGGGCAAUGGCGGUCAGCAAUACACCAUGCCCAUGAGUUGAAGUGGGGCACUAAUGAUAUAAGGUAAAAAAGCCUGUGGGAUUGGACUUCGAGAAAAUUCCAUUCACACAUUUGAGGUUAAAAAUGAAAAGUGAUUUUGUUUGUUAUUACAUACCUGUUGAAUAGACAUCAAGAAUCGAGCCAACGAAGCAUGUCCGCCUAGUCAUUCCUCUUUGAGAUAGGAGUUAACCAGCUGUGGCUCUGAGUUAGCUGAACUAUGCAUCACAUUUCCCCUCUUUAAAAGAAGCCUACACAGAUUAAUAAUGUUUGUGAAUAAUGUUGAAAACUAAACCAUCAUAAUUUUAAUUUGUUAAUAUUUUGAAUUCUUCCAAGCUGUCACUAUUCACAAAAACCUGUCUGACUUGUGCAAGUCUCAGCAAGAGUACAACCAAUAAAGCAUCAAAUGACAUGUUCUUCCUCAUCUUUUACCAAUCAUGGACUUGGACAUGAAGAAACUACAAGACGUUUUCUUUCUUGAAUUGGGGAAGAACGUGUAUGGAUUGUGAUUCACUAGCCCAUUCGUUAUCCUUACCUUCUUUAUGUGUGAAUUCAUGUUCGCUCAAUUCCUAUCUGUUCUAAUACUCAUUACUCAUAAACAAUAGAAGGAAAUGGCUUCAGACACAAUCAUGGCAAGUGUUGUGUGCCAAGUGCAUAGUGGAUUAAUAGAGAGAACAGCACCAUGCAGAGGAUAUGUUCAAGGUGAAGUUAAAUGUAAAGUGCAAGUAAAGAAGCUAAAACUCAACUGGUCUCUACCAUGUUGGUCUAUAACACCAAGGAUCAAUAUUCGGACUCCGGCAUAUGAGAUGACUAUGAUAGAACCAGAGGUAUCAAGCAGCAGUCCUGACUAUGAUGUAAAGUUGAUACAAAAUUAUGUGCCAGUUUAUGUGAUGCUCCCAUUGGAAAUUGUUACAACUGAUAAUGAACUGGAAGAUAGAGAUGGGAUAAAGAAACAACUCGAACAACUACGAGCAGCAGAUGUAGAUGGGGUAAUGAUUGAUGUUUGGUGGGGGAUUGUAGAAUCUAAAGGGCCAAAUCAGUACGAUUGGACUGCAUAUAGGAGCUUAUUUAAGAUAAUUCAAGAAUGUGGCCUGAAACUUCAAGCUAUAAUGUCCUUCCACCAAUGUGGAGGGAAUGUGGGAGAUUCUGUCAAUAUUCCACUCCCCAGUUGGGUUCUCAAAAUUGGAGAAUUAAAUCCUGAUAUCUUUUACACAAACCGAUCAGGGACCAGGAACAAGGAGUACCUCACUCUCGGAGUCGAUAACCAACCUCUCUUUCAUGGGCGAACUGCUGUAGAGUUAUACAGGGAUUACAUGAAGAGCUUCAGAGAAAAUAUGGUGGAUUUUUUAGACGAUGGUCUUAUAAUAGACAUUGAAGUGGGACUUGGCCCCGCCGGGGAGUUGAGGUAUCCGUCAUAUGUACAAAAUCAGGGAUGGGAAUUUCCUGGUAUUGGAGAAUUCCAGUGCUAUGACAAAUAUCUCAAAAUGGAAUUCAAUGAGGCCGCAGCAACUGCUGGACAUCCUGAAUGGAAACUUCCAGAUAAUGCAGGAACUUACAAUGACGCUCCCGAAUCUACAGAGUUUUUCAGAUCGAAUGGCACUUACCAAUCUGAUGAAGGAAAGUUUUUCUUGACAUGGUAUUCCAACAAGUUAUUGAACCAUGGUGAUCAGAUCCUUGAAGAAGCAAACCAAGUUUUCCUUGGUUGUAAACUUAAACUAGCAGCCAAAGUAGCCGGGAUCCACUGGUGGUAUCAAACAGAAAACCAUGCAGCUGAGCUUACAUCAGGAUAUUAUAAUUUGAAAACUAGAGAUGGAUACCGACCUAUAGCAAGGAUGCUAUCAAGGCACCAUGCAAUUUUGAAUUUUACAUGUCUAGAGAUGAGGAAUUAUGAGCAUAUUUCAAAAGCCAAAAGUGGACCUGAGGAACUAGUUCAGCAGGUUCUAAGUGGAGGUUGGAGAGAAGGCAUUGUAGUAGCAGGAGAGAAUGCACUACCAAGGUAUGACCAUGCAGCUUACAAUCAAAUUCUUUUGAAUGCUAGACCAAACGGAAUCAACAAAGACGGUCAACCAAAGCAUAAGAUGUUUGGAGUGACAUACCUUCGACUUUGUAACAAACUCCUGCAAAAGAGAAAUUUCAAUAUAUUCAAGCGCUUUGUGAUGAAGAUGCAUGCUGAUCAGGGUUACUGCCCCAACCCAGAGGACUAUAACUGCUAUGUUGUCCCACUCAAUCACUCAAAAGAAAAAAUUUCAAUGGAAGCACUUUUAGAAGCAACUGAACCAUCGAAGCCAUUCUCAUGGGAUAGGGAAACCGAUACUCCAAUUGGUGGUCCUUUUGUGGAUUUCUUUAAUAGAAUACUGUAUAUAUUUAAGUGAAAUAAGAUAUACACAAAACGGUACUAUAGAGUUCAUGUAUAAGAAACAGUGUUCCUCUUGCUAUUGUAUAAUAUUGAUAUGAAAUAAAGUUAAAUAACAAUUACCGAAAA